UAAGUGAGUACAGAAAUGAUAAAGACACAUUAGAGGUCAUUUAAGAACAUGUCUCACAUAACAAUAAUCUUGGCCUUCUCACAUCCUUGUGAGCUGCAUGGCACAAUUAUACUAUUUUACUGUCCUCUGAUUUAUGCAGAUGUUUGAUGCCAUGAAGUUUUUGUAGAAUUAUUAGUGCACUGCAGUGCUGCAGCAACAUCUUAUCCAUGCUCAAAAAAAUCAUGUCAGCAGCUGGUAUAUUUUGUUUUAUUCAGAUAACCUUCAAUGUAUCCAUAUUUUAAAAUGAGCAUUGCACGAUGCUCAACUUCUUAAUUAUUCGAAACAAUCGUUUUGUUUUGACGGAUCAAUUAUUGCAUCAAUAGAGUUUUGUUAAAUGAUGUCCCUUGAGCAACAGCUGAAAGCUUCAUCUCAAGAGAUCAAUGAGGAAAGUAUAUUUGUCACCGUACACAGUUCAGACACAUGGACAUCGGUUUGUUGCUCUUGGACUGAGCAUCAAAUCAAGCUGCUGCUGAACAAUCAUUGAGAGAACAUCAGGUACGACCCAUAUGCUAAUUGUUUUUCAGCACAUGUCGAUAUAUGUGAACUUACUGGAAUACGUGUUGCAUUCUGUUAUGUUUUAAUGUGCUUAGUGAAGGAAAACUAUCCAUGUGGUGUGUUGUCACUGUAGGAGUUUAUGUGUAAUAACUAUUGAUUUCACUGUUCUGUAGACUGUGGAGCUUUUAAGCAGAGUCCUUCCUCCAGGUGAAGGACAUGUCUUUUCUCAGGACUGCUUUAAACGACUCUCUCAUCAUUCAUCCUCCAGGCUUCUACAUAAUCGGAUUUGAGACAUUACCCUUCGUCAGUGUCUACUUCAUCUUUCUAUCGAUAGUUUACGUGGUUACAGUGGUGUUCAACAGUUUGGUGAUCUAUGUCAUUUCUUUUAACCACUGCUUACAUACUCCGAAAUUUCUGGCUGUGAUCAACCUCGCAGUAAUUGAUAUAGUCCUUAACACGAGUACUAUUCCUAGCAUGGUCAAGAUAUUCCUUGUUAAGGACAAUUUCAUUCCAUUUAACUUGUGUUUGUUACAAAUGUUCUUCUACUAUUGUUUUGCAAGUCUGGAGUCAUUUGCUCUUGCUAUACUUGCCUACGACAGGUUGAUUGCAAUAUGUUUUCCUCUGCGUCAGAACUCAGUUAACACUUUGCAGAGCAUGUCUUGUGUUAUUGGCUUCACUUGGUCUUUUUCUCUGGGAGUAACAGCAUUUUCAACAGGUAUAUUGACGCAACUCUCCUUUUGUAAAUCUGUCCGGGUGUUCAGCUAUUUCUGUGACUAUGCACCUGUGUUCAGACUUGCCUGUAACGAUUACACAAUGCAGUGGUCUGCAGCUUCUUUUCUUUCCAUCAUGAUUCUCGGAGGACCCUUUGUUUUUAUCAUCCUGUCUUACGUCACUAUCCUGGUGACAGUGUUCAGAAUGAAAUCUUUAGACAAUCGAGUUAAAGCUUUAGCUACUUGCGCUGAGCAUGUCAUCCUUGUUGCUGUAUUUUAUGUUCCUCUCAUCACUAUUUUCACUCUUGGGUUUUUUCUGCGUCUGACUGACCCGGACCAGCGUGUGCUUAGCCUGUCUCUGGCCUCUUGCCUCCCACCCUGCAUCAAUCCAAUAGUCUAUUCAUUGAAAACCAAAGAGAUCAAGAUCAGAGCCUUGGCCCUGGUGAGAAGAAAUGUAAUCGGCACGGACCAACGUAAGAGGAAACUUAGGCGAGAUGUUAAAUUGACUGUGUAGAA
Molecule: messenger RNA, 1760 nt
Organism: Pungitius pungitius (ninespine stickleback)
Lineage: Eukaryota; Metazoa; Chordata; Actinopteri; Perciformes; Gasterosteidae
Gene: or41a3
Product: odorant receptor, family 41, subfamily A, member 3
Exons: 1
Coding region: 751-1758 (335 amino acids)
Biological process (GO): G protein-coupled receptor signaling pathway; detection of chemical stimulus involved in sensory perception of smell
Cellular component (GO): membrane
Molecular function (GO): odorant binding; G protein-coupled receptor activity; olfactory receptor activity
Source: RefSeq, a predicted model, not a curated record